AUGACAGAUCUGGAGAAGAUGCUAGGCCUCGCGCAGCCACUACCCAAAACCGUGGCCCAAAAGUUCACGACCGCCUUCCACGCCAAGGAUAUUGUUUUCUCUCAGACAAGCCUUGCACAUCUUCGUGCCAAAGGAGGAGCUUUAUUCCAACUGCGGUAUUGUCCCGCUCUGCAGAAGAAGCCGCAAGGAAACGAUUCGGGUUCCAAACCGAAGUCGACCGGCACCAAGUUUGAUCCUUUUGCAGCUCCAGCACCAGAACUCCUCAUCGCCCAAAUCCCAGCCCCGAACCCGUCUCAUACAUUAGUCCUGAACAAGUACCCGGUCAUUCACAAUCAUUUCAUCAUCGCCACCAAGGACAAUAAGCCGCAAACAGACCUUUUGGAAGAAGACGACCUGGGCCUUACCUAUGCCUGCCUGCGCGCCUGGCAGACUCAUCAGGAUGAGGGACGCUCUUCACGUCUUUUUGCUUUCUUUAACUCAGGAGAGCACAGCGGGGCUAGCCAGGUGCACCGUCACCUGCAGUUCCUCCCCGUCGAGGACAUGGCGAGUUCUGACAACCAAGAGUGGGGCCCUCUCAUUGAUCGCAUGAACACCAGAGUUCAUCCAAAUAUGCCACUGUUUCAGGAUCCCUGUUUGCCGAUCUUGCACUUCUCGACACCACUUGAAGAAGGAGUCUCAAAGGCAGAGUUGCAUCGCAAAUAUUUGUCACUGAUGAGAGCAGCUAUGUCCGCCAUGCAACGUCCUGAUCAGCACGGGAACGAGGAAUUAGCAGUGGAAAUGAACGGCCAAACUCUCCUCUCGUACAACCUUGCCAUGACAACUGACAGGAUGGCCAUUUGUCCCCGGAGCCAAGAAGCAACAGCCAUUCCUGGAGCUGGCCCAGGAAGUUCGGUAGCAAUCAACGGCACGAUUCUCGCGGGCACCCUCAUGGUCAAGGACGAGACAGAAUGGGAUAUCCUUCGACAGGAUCAUGCCCUUCUUGACGAGCUCCUAACAGCUAUUGGUUAUCCUUUAGCUUCGCGGCGAUAA
Molecule: messenger RNA, 1029 nt
Organism: Cladophialophora yegresii CBS 114405
Lineage: Eukaryota; Fungi; Ascomycota; Eurotiomycetes; Chaetothyriales; Herpotrichiellaceae
Exons: 2
Coding region: 1-1029 (342 amino acids)
Biological process (GO): nucleotide metabolic process
Molecular function (GO): ATP binding; ATP:ADP adenylyltransferase activity
Source: RefSeq, a predicted model, not a curated record